AUGGGUCGUUGGGGAUUCCGCAUGCUGUCCUGCCCUCCCCUCUCUUAUUCUCUGCUGAACAAUGAUACAUCAGGGCUUUUCGAGGGCGACAAGGAUCUUGACAUCGUCGCCGCCAUCAGAAAAGCUUUCGGCGAUGGUCCUGAGAAGCUUGAUCUCUAUCUCAUGAUCAAUAAGACCGACAUGGUUGCUCCUAUGCAGACGAGAGAGUGCUACAAAACUGAGGAACAUGCACAAUUCCUCCGCGGUUUCGUCACAGAAAUCCGAGGACGGCUUGACUCCGGAGUCGGCGACGAACUCUUCAAGAAGUAUCGAGCCCUCGAACACGAGCAUCAAGGCCAGUACCGAACCAUUGUUGUCGGCGCCUUGAUGAUGCGUGGCGGAGCCAAGAUCAAGGCGGACGACAUCUGCUUCCAUUGCGGCAAGAUUCACGCAGACCACGGUAUCAACCUGAAGAAGUGCGGCCACUGCCAGGCUUCCUGGUACUGCGGCAUCGACUGUCGAAGGACCCAUCGCAAGAUCCACAAGGCUUCGUGCAAGGCAAUUUGGGAGAAGGUUCUUGCCAACGUCUAG
Colletotrichum costaricense is the source of this 570-nucleotide messenger RNA. RefSeq lists its product as uncharacterized. The transcript has 3 exons. The record is from RefSeq and is a predicted model, not a curated record. Bases 1 to 570 code for a protein of 189 amino acids. Lineage: Eukaryota; Fungi; Ascomycota; Sordariomycetes; Glomerellales; Glomerellaceae.